UAUCGUGGUAAGUAGGGUUGAGGCUCAAAUUCGAAACCUUUGUAUUAUGGUCAGUAGGGCUCUGCUCAUGUUGUUCCUCCGUUUCUUAUCUCACAGGGUGUGCACACUUGUUCUGAAUACUUACUGACACUUCUGGGGGAAAUCCUACGAAGUUAUGCAAAAUCAGCAGACGAUUCGACAAAUAUUCAAUAGAGUAGAUCGCAACAGAAAUGGAUAUGUGGACAGCUCAGAGCUGCAAAUGGCACUAUCAAAUGCAUAAAUUUCUAAAGAUUAUUAGUGUCUGGGAGUUCGUUGAGUACAUCUCCUUGCACUCCGUCACAAUCUGCUAGUGGUUUGAGCAUGUAGCUACAUAUUCGCAAUAUGACCAUAAAAGGUUCAUUCCUAAACACGUAUCAUUUUGCCUCCAAAUAUUCUACACAAAGUAAUAGUAAGUUGUAUUUUAAAAAAUCCCGCUCUGUAGGAUGAUUAACUGGAGGUGGCUGAAAUCGGUUUUUUUCUUAUAAUUUGCGCGUGGGUCGCAGUUGUCGAUUUCCGGGUUUGCUGCUUAUGUGACACGUCAGGACUACGGUAUUGUGCAUACAUUAUGUGGUCUCCAUUGUUAGGUAUAGGGACCACAUUCAAUACAAGAACUAUUCAGCUGAUGAUUUCAAUGUUUGACCGAGAUGGAAACGGUACAAUUGACGCCAAUGAAUUUACUAGUCUAUUUCAGUAUGUUCAAGAGUGGCAACAGUGUUUUCGUCGAUUUGAUCAAGAUAGAUCCGGACUUAUUGAUGCACGUGAACUUCAGUGGGCAUUAUCCUCCUUUGGUUAUCGGCUUUCUCCUGGUUUCAUACAAGUCAUGAUCAGUCGUUUUGAUCGCAAUAAACGGGGACAAAUUGCCUUUGAUGACUUCAUUUACGCUUGUGUAUGUCUUCAGAUUCUCACCAAUUCUUUCAAGCAAUAUGAUGUAAAUUGUAAUGGAUGGGCACAGUUUAGUUUUGAACAAUUUUUAUCUGCUGCUAUGUCUAUAAUCAUAUAAUGGGUCAAUAUAAAAAAUGAAGACAGAGUAUUGUGUAUAGAAAAGAGCAAUAAUAACAUUAUUAAUAAUGCUCUAAUAAUCUUUUUAUGUGUAAAAUUAACCUAUAAUUUAUUGAUUUCAAUUGGUCUUCCUUUAAUUCACAAAGCAGGAAAAUAACUUUGUAUACAAUGAACAUUUAAAUAUGAUACAUUGGUAACUACUACUCAGAUUUUUUAUUUUGGUUUUCAGUGUUAUUGUUCAAUGUUUUGAUUUGAUGUCAAACGUUUGUUUAAUACCAUCCUUAAUAUUGUUAUUAUUAAUAAUUUUAUUUUCUGACAUCAAUUGUGAAUAAUUUUUUUUUAUACUUUAAUUUCUUUUUUUUUUUAAAAAAAAUGUUGUUGAUUCGUUUUCGUCUGAUGAAUAAUUCAUCUCUGCAUAGAAUUUCUUCCUUUAUAGUCAUAAUGAGAACUUUUAAUCAUUUCAAUGUAAGUAUCAAGUUCAUGUGUUCUGAUCUCUUAUGGGUUCAAUGUUAUCAUUAGGCAUUAAU
Molecule: messenger RNA, 1544 nt
Organism: Heterobilharzia americana
Lineage: Eukaryota; Metazoa; Platyhelminthes; Trematoda; Strigeidida; Schistosomatidae
Source: the annotation of a GenBank genome assembly